AUGAGUACGGCUUGGGUAAAGAUUCCCCCAGAGGUACGACUUAGUAUCCUCGAGGAAAUUGUCGCUGGGUAUCCGGCUGGAUAUGCUGCAAAGCAACGCCAUAAUUACACCAAAUUGGCCCAGUACGCCACCGUAUCACGCGAAUGGCAAGCUUUUUUUGAGGGUAUCACCUUUCGUAACUUCGUUAUCGAUCCUUCGAACUUGCCUAUCUUCAAAGAUAUAUUGCACGGAGAGAAUGCAAGGAGGCUCAGACAUAUUCGCUAUCUCUGGCUUCGAAUUAAGCUCGACACUUAUGACUGUUCGGUUUGUCGAACGGCGGAAGAUGAUGCCACGGUCGUCAGAAAUAAUUCUGUCUUCACCAGCGCCCUAUUUGAUCUGUUGAACAUCCUAUCAAAUGCAAACGGCAGCACGUGGCGGAAAUGCCUGACUUUGGAGCUGAGUGUUCACUCUCCGAGUGACUACCAGCACGUUUAUCGAGACUUUCGUUUAGAAGAUGAAUACCCAUUUAUCACCGAGGCCGAUUUGGACGAUGAGCAAUGGUAUACCGAUUAUCAUGUCGCAAGAAUGAAAGCAAUGAGUAAGAUAAAAGACUUACCACAUGGACUACCUGGGCGACGGAGACGGCACUGGGGUCGGCGCCGCCCAACACUCGAGGACAAGAUGAGGCUGCGGGGAACAUUGCCUCUCUCACUCGACUUUGGAGAAUCAGAGAAGGUGCUUCCACAGGUUGACAUUAUCAAGGCAUUUGUAAUUCGUCGGCAAUGCUUUCGGACCAUCUCGAUUAAAAGCCUCACCCAGAUGUUUCGGGAGAGCUUUCGAAGCCUCGAAAUGUUUCGACAUGAGUGGGUGAAGCAUGCUACCGCGUCGCUUCAAGCAUCGAGCCGAGAAGUACUAAGGGCCACCAUACAGUGCCCUAAUCAGGCACGAAUCAACGAUGGCUUUCUCUGCAACGCGAGCCAGACAGCAUCGCACAUGCCCGAGCUCAAGACCAUGGAGUUGUGGGAUAUUCAAUCAAAGUCGGCAGUCAUAUUCCGCUACUCGAUCAAAGACGGCAAUAGCCCGAGCAUUACUUUGCUCGACAACGGGACAUUUGGUGCCAGCUUACAACUCGGAGAGGCUGUGGUAAAAAGCUGGCAAGAAACGGCGAGGGUUCAUGGGCACAGAGACCUGGUUGUCAAUAGAGGCCGUUUCCCCUUUGGCAUGGAAGAAUUCCGGCUUUCCAGAGGUAGGUGUUUUCUUUGCCACUUGGAGUUGAAGAGGCUAGUGUUUGAUCCUCGCACAUUUCAUCAACUGCAAUUCGAGGGGAAGCAUGGCACAUGGUUUUAG
Molecule: messenger RNA, 1326 nt
Organism: Ilyonectria robusta
Lineage: Eukaryota; Fungi; Ascomycota; Sordariomycetes; Hypocreales; Nectriaceae
Exons: 3
Coding region: 1-1326 (441 amino acids)
Source: RefSeq, a predicted model, not a curated record